UUCUCGGUGCCCGAGGCUCGUCCAGCAUCGCCCUACCGACUACCACACUGCAAUAAUUACCCGUCGCGAAUCUCGCUCCACCAAUCGAGACACGAGUCUCGCUGGGCUUCCUUCGCAUCGCCACCCUUCACAUCGCUUCGUGAGGACCGUCGCCUCAUCCGCGCGUCGUUGCGUUGUCCCCCAAGUCCCGCGAUACUAUCGAACGAGAGUCAACAACUGCUAUUGCAGGGCGGAGCCGAUAAAGGCACAACAGACAUCAGCCAUGGCGAACUCAAGCCCUCAGAAUGUUAUUCGCAGGAAGCUUGUCAUCAUUGGUGACGGAGCCUGCGGAAAGACAUCACUGUUGAGUGUGUUUACACUUGGUUAUUUUCCAACACACUAUGUUCCCACUGUGUUCGAAAACUACGUAACAGAUUGCAGAGUCGAUGGCAAGUCGGUACAGCUGGCGCUGUGGGAUACUGCGGGGCAGGAAGACUAUGAGCGGCUGCGGCCAUUGGCUUAUGCCAAAGCUCACGUUAUUCUCAUCGGAUUCUCGGUGGAUUCCCCAGAUUCGCUGGACAAUGUCAAGCACAAGUGGAUAGAAGAGGCCAACGAGAGAUGCCCCGGCGUUCCCAUUAUCCUAGUCGGCUUGAAGAAGGAUCUUCGUGAUGACCCGGUAGCGAUAGAGGAAAUGCGGAAGAAGAGCCUCAAGUUUGUCACAGAUCGCCAAGGGUCAGCCGCCGCAACAGAGAUCGGUGCUCGCAAGUACCUUGAAUGCAGCAGUCUGAGCGGCGAGGGCGUUGACGAUGUCUUUGAAGCUGCCACGCGGGCUGCACUACUGACAUUUGAGAAAGGCGAGAGUGCAGGCUGCUGCGUCAUCUUAUAAACAGGUGCCUGCCAUUUCGCAUUGUUCUCGAAGAGAACGAAGCCUGCGAAACCAUUACCCGCCACUCGAGACCAGCCGUCUCCCCGAUGGCUCAAAGGCGGA
Messenger RNA from Microdochium trichocladiopsis, 967 nucleotides. RefSeq names its product GTP-binding protein rho2. Gene Ontology annotation, biological process: small GTPase-mediated signal transduction. The transcript is spliced from 5 exons. NCBI's taxonomy places the organism in Eukaryota, Fungi, Ascomycota, Sordariomycetes, Xylariales, Microdochiaceae. The record is from RefSeq and is a predicted model, not a curated record. Gene Ontology annotation, molecular function: GTPase activity; GTP binding. Bases 263 to 865 code for a protein of 200 amino acids.